UUCUAGAUUUACAUGGGUCAUAUUCUUACAUAGUAAAGAUGAAACUUUUGAUAUGUUUAUGACUUUCUUGAAAAAGGGCUUAAUUAGGCUAGAUUUUAUUUCUACUGAAUGUCAAAUUGCUGAUAUAUUAACUAAGCCUUUAAGCAGAGACAAGGUAUAGUACCCCGUUUACAAAAACGGAGUACCGUAUCACUCUUGGAUGCCUCCCUCAUAUUCUGUCUUGCAUGCAAAAUACAGAUUAAUUUCCCUGCUCUAAUGAUUGAACACUUGAAUUUUUAUGCUCAAAAGACCACAAUUCCAUAUGGCUCUUUCCUUACUGUGUUGUUCAAAUCUUUUGGUAUUGAUGUUGAAUGUGAAUCCCCAACAUAUCUCAAACCCGAUAAUAUCCUCUCUGAACAAUCAUUACUUAGACUGAGUCUUAGGCUUACAAAUGGCAAAGUAUGUUUUGUGCCUCGGAAAGGAGGGGAGAAAAAGAAAGGGAAAGGGAAAGAAGCUAAGGAAGAAUGUGAUGCAAGCAGUGACCAGGGUAGUGAGGAGGCUAGUGAGGGUGCUACCACCUCCAGUGAUUCUGAGGGAGAUAAGGAAGAAGAAAAAAGUUCUAACGGAGAGAAAAACAAAGAAAAAAUACUUGAGGGAGAUGUGCAAGGAGAAAAACAGGAAGAUUCUGAGGGGGAACAUAUGGAAGUUUCUGAGGGGGAAGCUCGACAAUCUGACUUACAUGAGGGGCAGGGAACUGAUCAAAGUGAGAGGGAACAUACCACAGACUCUGAGAGCACAGCUGGACCACCUGUCAUUCCUGUGUUUACAGGGGGCCUUAGAAGGAGUAAGAGGAAUGUGGUCAAGCCUGUCCUUUCUACUACACACCCUGUGACUGUAGAAACCAUCAGCUCCUCAGACAAAUCUGAUUCCACCUUCAAACCUACCCAAGUUCCCUCUUCCACUGAACCCUCUUCUAUUCCUGUCUCACCUACUAGGCAGCCUUCUCAUUCACCUUCUCCUCCUCCAUUUCAGCCUACUGGCUUUGCUGCUUUCUCUGGAACUCGUGUGUCUGUUUAUGAUUUUCAACAGGUUCAAGCAGAUAUGGAGAAGUUGACUACUCUGGUGAGCAAGAAACUGGAGGAAAUGGCCUCGGAACUGCUUUCUCUUAAAGGCCAGGUGCAGGCUCUGGCAGAUUCUCAAGCAACCGGAUUUGCAGGCGUAGAGGCAAAGCUUGCACAGGCUGAAGGCAAGUUUAGUGAAGGCAACAAGGAGAUCUUGGAAACUAUCAACAGAGUAGCCUUUGAGGAAGUCGAGGAAGACUCUAUUGAUCCCACAAAUCCAACCCUUGAUCCUACCAAUGCAGCCUCUUAAAUCCUUGAUUGCACUUAUUCUAAUUUCAUAUGUUGAACAAUUUUAUUUUGGUUUUGUUUAAUCUCUCUGAACUUUGGUUUGUACGCCUUUAUCCUUUGCUACAUUCUCUAUGUUCCUCUUCUAUUUCCUAAAUCGGAACUUGGCUCGUAUUUUUCAUAUGAUUGUGUGUGUUUGCUGAUAAUUUGGUACCUAACUUAUUUUUGCCUUGCAUUAUUUGAGCUCACUAUUCCCUACGUAGUCUAGUGGGAGUAUAGCAAAAUGUUUUUUUUCAAUCUUUUGAUAAUGCCAAAAGGGGGAAAAGACAAACUUCAUGGCGGCUAAAGUGUUUACCAAGGAACUCACACAUCGAAGGUACAAACUUUUCUAAGUUAAUAAAGUCCUAGUAAUCUAAGUUUUUAAACUUUUUCUAAGAUUUUAAAGUCUUUGUUAAUUUUUUUCUCUUUUGCUCAGUCUUUUUAAAAUAAAUACUUUUUAGCUUUUUUUUAAGUUCUUUAAUUACUCUGUUUUUUUUGUUUUCAUGUCUUACUUUAAAUUUCUGUUGCAUGCCUGGAUGAUUUUAUUUACUUAAGUUUGUCAAUGUUUGUCAUCAUCAAAAAGGGGGAAUUUGUUGAGCCUUUUGAU
Molecule: messenger RNA, 1971 nt
Organism: Chenopodium quinoa (quinoa)
Lineage: Eukaryota; Viridiplantae; Streptophyta; Magnoliopsida; Caryophyllales; Amaranthaceae
Exons: 2
Coding region: 256-1350 (364 amino acids)
Source: RefSeq, a predicted model, not a curated record